AUGAUGACAAAUGCUACCAAACAUGGUGUUUCAUACCAAGAUGCGUUCAAAAAGUAUAUUGGUAUACAUCAAUUGCCAAUACCAAAAGAACAUGAUCUAAUCGAAGUUGAAUCGUCAUUUGGUGGUAUUGCUAUUUAUCAAACGAAAUAUAUUCGUGACUGCAUGUACUUUGGUUAUGGUGAAAAUGGUCGUGAACUCUGUGAACAUGUACCAUUUAAUUUAUGCAUUCGAGGUAAUGGAGGAAGAAUAUUCAUUAAUCCAAGGUUUCAAAACUCGAAAGGUCAGUUUCAUAAAUGA
Messenger RNA from Rotaria sp. Silwood1, 297 nucleotides. NCBI's taxonomy places the organism in Eukaryota, Metazoa, Rotifera, Eurotatoria, Philodinida, Philodinidae. The record is from the annotation of a GenBank genome assembly.